AUGUCGUGGAAAAUUACGAAGAAGUUAAAGGAGACACACCUAGCUCCCCUCACCCAGUCCUUUGGCCGUUCGUCGUCGACUUCGACCAUCAAGGGUGACGCAGCCGACGAGACACCAGCAACCUCGCAACCCCCGAGCGUGGUAUCACAAAGUUCAAAUGGGAUUGCAACUGCCGAGGAUUUGAUCUCUCCCCCUGUUGCGGAAGUGAAGAAGCCGGGUAUCCUCAUCGUGACCCUGCACGAAGGCAAAAAUUUCUCGCUUUCUCCUCAUUAUCAGCAAGUUUUUGACUCUCAUUUCCAAAACAACAAUGGUCCCAUUCGCCCCAAUUCGUCCUCUUCUCAUUCCGGCCAACCCGCGGGCUCUUACACCCAGCCCGUUCGUCCGCAGUCUAUCAGCAGCGGCAUCAACGCUGCGCCAACAAUCCACGGACGGUACCUAACUAAGUACCUACCCUAUGCGCUCCUUGAUUUCGAAAAGAACCAGGUCUUUGUCGAUGCGGUGUCCGGCACGCCAGAGAACCCACUAUGGGCAGGCGACAACACCGCCUAUAAAUUUGACGUUUCCCGCCAGACUGAAUUGAGCGUCCAAAUAUAUCUCCGCAACCCAGCUGCUCGGCCUGGAGUCGGGCGUAGCGAGGAUAUCUUCCUCGGAGUGGCGAAAAUGCAGCCGCAUUUGGAGGAGAGGAAGCCCUACGUUGAGGACCCCAAACUUAGCAAAAAGGACAACCAGAAGGCGGCCGCCGAGCAGGAGAAGAUCGCUGGACAACGCGGCACCGAGUGGCUGGAAUUGCAGUUUGGAACUGGCACAAUCAAGGUUGGCGCUUCCUUUGUGGAGACUAGAGCUCAAAGUAUGAAACUUGAAGAUUUUGAUCUUCUUAAAGUUGUCGGAAGGGGCUCGUUUGGAAAAGUCCUGCAAGUGCUAAAGAAAGACACUGGCCGUAUCUAUGCUCUCAAGACGAUCCGCAAAGCACAUAUCAUUUCUAGGUCAGAAGUUGCGCACACGUUAGCAGAGCGAUCGGUCCUUGCUCAGAUCAACAACCCAUUUAUCGUGCCUUUGAAGUUCACUUUCCAAUCGCCAGAAAAGCUGUACUUUGUCCUUGCAUUUGUCAAUGGUGGCGAGCUGUUCCACCACCUCCAAAGAGAACAGCGCUUUGAUAUCAACCGAGCCCGCUUCUACACUGCCGAAUUGCUCUGUGCGCUCGAGUGUCUUCAUGGCUUCAAGGUGAUCUACCGGGACCUGAAGCCAGAGAAUAUUCUGCUGGACUACACUGGCCAUAUCGCCCUGUGCGAUUUCGGACUGUGUAAACAGGAUAUGAAGGACGAGGAUCGGACCAACACCUUUUGCGGUACACCCGAGUAUCUCGCACCGGAACUGCUUCUUGGAAACGGCUACACAAAGACAGUGGACUUUUGGACAUUGGGAGUUUUACUAUACGAAAUGCAAGUUGUGCACAGGUUGACGGGACUGCCACCGUUUUAUGACGAAAAUACAAACGAAAUGUACCGCAAGAUUCUUCAAGAGCCAUUGACAUUCCCUGGCCCAGAGAUUGUUCCUCCGGCAGCUCGUGACCUUUUGACGCGUUUGCUAGACCGUGAUCCUCAGCGCCGGCUGGGAUCCAACGGAGCGGCAGAAAUCAAGGCACACCAUUUCUUCUCGAAUAUUGAUUGGCGCAAGCUUCUGCAGAGGAAGUACGAGCCGACAUUCAAGCCUAAUGUGUCGGAUGCCCGGGAUACGACCCAAUUCGACGAGAUCUUCACUGAGGAAGUCCCUCGAGACUCGUAUGUCGAUGGACCAGGACUGUCGCAGACCAUGCAGCAACAAUUCACCGGCUGGUCGUACAACCGACCGAUCCCGGGACUCAGCGAUGCGGGAGGAAGUGUCAAAGACCCGUCAUUCGGCAGUAUUCCUGAAUAA
Molecule: messenger RNA, 1914 nt
Organism: Talaromyces rugulosus
Lineage: Eukaryota; Fungi; Ascomycota; Eurotiomycetes; Eurotiales; Trichocomaceae
Exons: 9
Coding region: 1-1914 (637 amino acids)
Biological process (GO): protein phosphorylation
Molecular function (GO): protein serine/threonine kinase activity; ATP binding
Source: RefSeq, a predicted model, not a curated record